CUGAGCUGAUAAGGGAGCAGAUAGGCAUCUGUCCUGUAAAACCCAGCCUGAGUGGAAGUUCAAUUUUCCACCACGUAACCACCAGAUGCCACAGAGCACCCGCGAUUCACUGGGGAAGUUUUGCUGCCCCACGCUGCUGUAGCCAUUGCCUCAACACUCAUUGCUGGAAAAAGCAAAGAAACCCUCAGAGCCUGGAGACCUGAAUCUGACCUUAGACAGAGCUGUGGCUUUUUUUUUUUUUUUCCCUGGGGCUCAUCUACCUUUUUUCCAAGUGUAGGAGCUGGUAUUUUUAGCCAUGAACUUUGUUUUCUGGUGGCCUCGUGGUGCUGUGGUGGCAGUGCCCUCCAUGCCAGUGAAGAGCAGAGUUUUCACAGCUGAGAACCUGACUGCUUCCUGCCCGAAACUUGAGCGACACUCAGGAUGUAGAUAAGUGAAAUGGCAAAUGCCAUGUCACAGCUCCUUGCCCGGGGGACAGGGCUGACACUGCAAAUGCAGCACGAGGCCUGCGUCUCUUUCCCUGGUGGGGAGCGGCCCCCAGAAUCCAGGGGGAGAUCCAGAAAACCCAGGGAUUUAUUCCCAAGCUGGUGCCGUCCCAGACUCGCUCCGCGGCCGCUUGCAGAGCUCGGUCCUGGUUUCCAGGGCACCCGCGUCCCUCCCGUCUCCCAGCAACCGGGACUCCUGCCUCCCCGCUGAGCCAGGGAAUUCCAAUUCCCUGCCGGGCUGGAUGGCAGGAUCCGGCUGCCGCAGUGUCUGGGCUGUUUUUCGGGAGCACUUGCGAUGCCUGGGUCUGCAGGACUUCCCCUGCGGCCUUGGCAGCUGGAACGAGUCCCGCUGGGACGCGCGCAGGAGCCCCCGCAGAGGCCGGCUGGGGCUGGGGGCAGCCGGGCAGGAGGAGGCUGCGCUGCUGGGUGAGGAGAGCCCCGAGGUGCUGGUGGAGCUGCUGAGGGACCAGCACGGCCCGUGGGCCCUGCCUUCAGCCUGCAGCCCCCAGGACCAGCACCUGCGGGAGAUGGCUGUGCUGAACCCCGAGCUCGGCCAUGGCUCCAACGUCUUCCAGGUCUUCAGGUCCCUGCGGAUCACUGGCAAGGGAGUGGAGGAGGUGGAUGAGGGUCUGUUGCAGUUGAAGCAGCUGGAGGAGCUCAUCCUCAGUGCCAACCAGAUCAGCAGAAUCACCUCAGCUCACCUGCCCCAGACACUGAAGGUCCUGGAGCUCUGCUGCAACGCUGUGGCUGAUCUGCAGGACCUGUGUGUUCAGCCUCCUCCAGAGCUGCAGCACUUGGGGCUGGGAUACAACCGGCUGAGUGGCCCUUUGCAGGACAAGUGCCUUACUGUGGACUUCUGGCCAAAUCUUGUCUCCCUUGACCUGAGCUUUAACAGCCUCACAGACCUGCUGGGGCUGGUCUCCCAGCUGUCCAGUCUGCCGAAGCUCCGUGUCCUGGUCCUCCAAGGGAACCCACUGGCUCUCAUUCCCACUUACAGAGGCUUCCUCGUGGACAGCCUGCCCCAGCUCUCCAUCCUUGAUGACAUCCACAUAGAGCCUGAUGAGAGACACCAGUUCCACGGGUUGGCAAUGCAGCCAGAUCUGGCCAGGAGUGAAGCACGAGUGGUUGUGAGUGUUGGGGAAAUCAAGGGAGUCCCUGAUCCCAGCGCUUGGCAGCAGCUGGAGACUGGCUCCGAGGCUCCGCUCAUCACCUACAGCUACUGUGUCACCUACGAGUUUGCAGAGGGAGAGGAGGUGGAGGACAGGAGCACCACUGAGAAUACAAAAAUCCAUCAGAGUCUCGUGGUGGCCACCCUGGAUGUGGACAGCUCUGCUCAGGACACAGAAGAAACAAAGAGCCAGCAGGAGCCUGCAGCCAUGGAGGGGCCCAAGGCCCACUCUGGAAAAGUGUUUGUCACCCCUGGAAAGCCCUGGGCAGACACCAUCGACUGCAGCUACAGGAAGGAGCACAUUGCCAAGGAUUUAAUGGGUCUGAAGUCCUACCUGGCAGCUGGAACGAUUGUCUCAGUCGUGGAGGAGAAGGUGGUCUCAUGGCCUGUCAGUACUGAACCAGAAGAAAAUGCAGUCAUGAAGGGGAAGGCAAAACAAGGGCGGCAGAAGGGCAGUGCCAAGGGGUCUGUGCCCAAAGAGAAGCAGAAAAAGAAGAAGGAGAAAUCCUGUGAAUUCCGCAGCGACCCUCCCAUUCAGAGGACCCUGGGCACUAGGCGGGUGAUCCUGGAGACCCUGGUGGCCACUGAGGACCUGGUGGCAACUGUGUGUGACUUUGGGAUACUGAUCACUGAGCAGCCACUGCAGCUGCCAAGUCUGGAGGAGAAGGACAGGAAAAAAGGCAAAGACAAGAGCAAAAAAAAGAAAGCAGGGCGAGGAAAUCAGGCCAGCAGGAAACCCUCAGCAUCUGCCAGAGGAAAAAGAAAAAGCACAUACUGUGCUGAACUGGAGGAGGGUGAAGGUUUCCAGCCGGUGCCACUGACGGUUCAGUUCCAGAUGCAGCUGCUUCGGUGGCCCUUGGCAGCCGGUGCCCAGAGCCAGGAGAGCGUGACCACAGCUGCGGGGAAGACCCAGUAA
This is a messenger RNA of Apus apus (common swift), 2566 nucleotides long. RefSeq names its product leucine rich repeat containing 43 (gene LRRC43). The coding region runs from base 725 to 2566 and encodes 613 amino acids. The transcript has 12 exons. Gene Ontology annotation, molecular function: protein binding. Lineage: Eukaryota; Metazoa; Chordata; Aves; Apodiformes; Apodidae. The record is from RefSeq and is a predicted model, not a curated record.